UUUUCUUGUUACCUUUUGCUCUUAAUUACACCUAUUUCUUUUUCAUUCACUUUUGCAAUUUCGCAUUUACAAAUAUGGCAAGUGAGCAAAAAAGAUGGUUUGUUAUGCAAGUAAUAGUAACACUUUUAGUAUUGAAAAUGGUUUCUUUUGGUGUUAAUGGUGACCCUCAAGUUCCAUGUUACUUCAUUUUCGGUGAUUCUUUGGUCGAUAAUGGGAAUAAUAAUCGUAUCGCGUCAUUAGCUAGAGCAAAUUAUCUUCCUUAUGGUAUUGAUUUUCCGGAUGGCCCGACUGGACGCUUUAGCAAUGGCAAAACAGUUGUUGAUACUGUUGCUGAGCUUCUGGGAUUCGAUUCUUAUAUCACUCCAUAUGCAAAUGCAAGGGGUCGUGACAUACUUAACGGUGUGAAUUAUGCCUCAGCAGCAGCUGGAAUCAGAGACGAAACUGGACAACAAUUGGGUGCACGAAUUAGCUUUGGUGGGCAAGUAAACAAUUACAAAAAUACGGUUUCACGAGUUGUGGAUAUACUUGGAGAUGAAGAUUCAGCAGCAAAUUAUCUUAGACAAUGCAUAUAUUCGGUUGGGUUAGGAAGCAAUGAUUACCUUAAUAACUAUUUCAUGCCUAAUUACUACCAAACUAGCAAUCAAUAUACACCGGAACAAUAUGCCUCGGUUCUCAUUCAACAAUAUUCUGAACUCCUGAGAGAAUUGUAUAACUAUGGUGCAAGGAAAUUUGUGUUGAAUGGGAUAGGACAAAUUGGGUGUAGUCCAAAUGCAUUGGCUCAAAACAGCGAAGAUGGAUCCACUUGCGUCGAAAAGAUCAAUUCCGCAAACCAAAUGUUCAACAACCAGCUGAAAUCUCUUGUUGAUAACGCAAACAGAGAUUUACCGGAUGCUAAAUUUAUUUACAUCAACAAUUAUGACAUUUUCCAGGACCUGAUCAAUAGUCCCCAAUCUUAUGGUUUCACAGUCACGAAUGCCGGAUGUUGUGGAGUGGGAAAGAACAAUGGGCAAAUCACUUGUCUACCUGGUCAAACACCUUGUCAAAAUAGAAAUGAGCAUCUAUUUUGGGAUGCUUUUCACCCUAGUGAAGCCGCGAAUGUGAUUGUUGGUAGGAGAUCUUACAGUGCCCAGGCAUCCUCGGACGCUUAUCCUAUGGAUAUUCGUCAAUUGGCUCAGCUUUAGACGUAUUUAUUCUUGUUGGAUGUGUACUACUUUGUAUCGAUUUUGUGUUUGAUGAUUGUUUUUUUGUCGCGAUUAUUAUGAAAAAUGUACUUAAUAUAUUUUUUUAAU
Erigeron canadensis is the source of this 1289-nucleotide messenger RNA. RefSeq names its product GDSL esterase/lipase At5g45670-like. NCBI's taxonomy places the organism in Eukaryota, Viridiplantae, Streptophyta, Magnoliopsida, Asterales, Asteraceae. The record is from RefSeq and is a predicted model, not a curated record. Gene Ontology annotation, molecular function: hydrolase activity, acting on ester bonds. The transcript is spliced from 5 exons. Bases 75 to 1181 code for a protein of 368 amino acids.